GAAAAAACAAAUUGUGUCGACGACGACGGUCCGCUCUUUUUAUAUAUCCGUGCCUACGGUUAGAGUCCGAGCACGGUGACCACAUUCCACACGACGGCCGUGGGAUUUUCGAGAUUAGCAGUGCCUGUUCGCAUUCCGUCUCGAGCAUCCCCUUCUCGCCGCCCGAACGUCGUCGCAUUCCAGCGUUGGCGCCGCUCGAGUUCGUUAGGCCACACCGUCGCUCCCCGGGAGGACGGGAGUGGAAAGAGGGUAAUACACCUCGGGAUUCUUUGGGAAUAAAGAGAAACGAUGCCUAAUUUUCGGAUCGGUUGGUAUCGGUUUAUACCGUUCCUCGGAUACCACCAUGUUUUGAUGAUACUAAUCGCAGUCUCAAUAAUAUUAUUAUCUCUGCUACUGGCAGGUUGUUCGUCAUCCUCACCGCUCAUACCCGACAUCUUCCUACUCUCCCUCUACUACGAGAAGUACACGGCCGUGCCGGACACAUCGCAAGUCGACUACAACGUCAACCAGGCCAUCAGCAACAUCGUCGGGUCCGCGCACCUGCAGGCCCGCGUGGGUUACUUCGGGAUCUGCAUCAACCCGGACGGCGGCUCCUGGCUAUGCAGCAACAAUGCGACGGCGCUGGCCAAUGAGGUAUCGGUCGACCAGGACCCGCUGAACCUCAUCUGGCUGGCCAGCCAGUUCAAGGACAUGAUCGUGUUCCCCUACCUCAUCAUCAUCGCCAUCAUCUUCGCCUUCGUCUGCUUCCUGCUCCUGGCCACUUUCCCCGGCUGGCACGAGGAAGAGGACGAGGACGGCUCCGACCGCGAGAUCAAGCCGUUCCCCAGCCGUCCUGUCUCCCAGGUCGCCCUCGCCAUCAUCUUCAUCGCCUCCAUCUUCGUCCUCGUGUCCGUCCUGUGGCAGCACACGGCCUCCGUCGCCGCCUCCAUCAUCGCCCAGGACUUCGGCAACGGCAGCGUCCUGUCGGGGAUCGGCUCCAGCGCCAUGGUCAUGGGCUGGUUCAGCUUCACGCUGCUCAUCAUCGUCACCAUCGGCCUGCUGGUCAUGAUUUUAAGUAUCAGGGUGCUGUCGGCACUAGCGGACUAAAUAAUGGAGAAGAAAACAAAACAAUAAUAAAUAAAUAAAUAAGGGAAAUGAGGAAGGAAACUUUUAAAAAACGGCAACGGCAACGGAAGUAUAUUGUUUUUUUUUCUCUCGGAGUGGCACGUCACGGCGACGUGUCAUAUAUGUGUAUAUGGGAGAGAGAGAGGCAGGGGAACUCGUCCGACAUAGAAG
Daldinia caldariorum is the source of this 1275-nucleotide messenger RNA. RefSeq names its product membrane fusion mating protein FIG1. The transcript has 3 exons. The coding region runs from base 289 to 1086 and encodes 265 amino acids. Gene Ontology annotation, cellular component: membrane; mating projection tip. NCBI's taxonomy places the organism in Eukaryota, Fungi, Ascomycota, Sordariomycetes, Xylariales, Hypoxylaceae. Gene Ontology annotation, biological process: conjugation with cellular fusion. The record is from RefSeq and is a predicted model, not a curated record.